This is a messenger RNA of Sclerotinia sclerotiorum 1980 UF-70, 2295 nucleotides long. RefSeq names its product anthranilate synthase. Gene Ontology annotation, molecular function: phosphoribosylanthranilate isomerase activity; anthranilate synthase activity; indole-3-glycerol-phosphate synthase activity. Bases 1 to 2295 code for a protein of 764 amino acids. Gene Ontology annotation, cellular component: cytosol. The transcript has 2 exons. The record is from RefSeq and is a predicted model, not a curated record. Gene Ontology annotation, biological process: L-tryptophan biosynthetic process. Lineage: Eukaryota; Fungi; Ascomycota; Leotiomycetes; Helotiales; Sclerotiniaceae.
AUGCCUUCCGCAGACUUAAUCGAUUAUUCUCCCCACCAGCCCGAGCCAGCUCCCCCGCUUCCCUCUGCUUCAAAUGUGAUUCUGAUCGAUAACUUCGACUCAUUCUCCUGGAAUGUUUACCAAUACCUCGUUCUUGAAGGUGCAACAGUAACCGUCUACCGAAACGAUGAACUUAGCGUCGAGGAUCUUAUUGCCCUCAACCCUACUCAAUUGGUGAUAAGUCCAGGUCCAGGUCAUCCAAAAACAGACUCUGGGGUUAGUAGAGAUGCUAUUAAAUACUUCGCAGGCAAGAUACCUGUGUUUGGAGUCUGCAUGGGACAACAGUGCAUAUUGGACGUAUAUGGAGGAGAGGUUAUAUUUGCGGGAGAAAUCUUGCACGGCAAAACGUCGCCACUGCGACACGACUCGAAAGGAUUAUAUGCAAGUCUACCGCAAGACUUACCGGUUACACGAUAUCAUUCCCUUGCUGGCACACAUCCAACUAUGCCCGAAUGUCUGGAGGUAUCAUCCUGGAUCGAGGCCGACGUUGGUGGAGGAAAAGGUGUAAUAAUGGGCAUUAGACAUAAAGAAUACGUCUUAGAAGCUGUACAAUUCCACCCUGAGAGUAUCUUGACUGCUGAAGGCCGAGUCAUGCUCAGGAACUUCUUGAAGAUGCGGGGUGGCACCUGGGUAGAGAAUGAACGUUUACAAAAAGAGGAUGCGGAGAGUGUGGUGCCAGUCUCCAAGUCGGUUUCUACUAGUACCAAGAAAGAGAAUAUAUUGGAUAAAAUUUUCGCGCAUCGCAAGGCCGCAGUUUCUGCACAAAAAGAAGUUUCAUCCCAACGACCCUCAGAUCUCCAAGCCGCUUAUGAGCUCGACAUCGCUCCUCCUCUUGUUCCCUUUGUUCAACGUCUCCGCAAAUCACCAUUUCCGUUGUCACUCAUGGCCGAAAUCAAACGAGCAUCUCCCUCAAAGGGUGUCAUCUCUUUAUCUGCAUGUGCUCCAGCUCAAGCUAGAACCUAUGCUCUAGCUGGUGCAAGUGUGAUUUCCGUUUUGACAGAGCCCGAGUGGUUCAAGGGAAGCAUUGACGAUUUGCGAGCUGUACGACAGGCUCUUGAAGGCAUGCCAAAUCGGCCUGCUGUUUUACGGAAAGAAUUCAUCUUCGAAGAGUACCAAAUAUUAGAAGCUAGAUUAGCUGGUGCCGAUACCGUUUUACUUAUCGUCAAGAUGCUAGAUGAAGAAACUUUGACACGCUUGUAUCAUUAUUCCGUCUCGCUUGGAAUGGAGCCGUUAGUGGAAGUAAAUACACCAGAAGAAAUGACCAUAGCUGUCAACCUUGGUGCAAAAGUCAUUGGUGUGAACAACCGGAAUUUGACAAGUUUUGAAGUAGAUCUUGAUACUACAAGUCGUCUCCUCAACCAAGUUCCGAAAGAAACUAUCGUAUGCGCUCUUAGUGGUAUUUCCGGUCCCAAAGAUGUAGAAGCAUACCAGAAGAAUGGUGUAGGUGCAGUUCUUGUGGGCGAGGCGCUCAUGCGAGCCAAAGAUACAGCUCUUUUCAUUCGGGAACUACUUGGAGGUUCAAGUAUCCUCAACAAAUCUGCAAGUGGUAGCUUACUUGUGAAGAUUUGUGGAACAAGAAAUCCUGAGACUGCAACAGAAGCUAUAAAAGCUGGUGCGGAUUUGAUCGGGAUGAUUCUUGUCCCUGGUAGAGGUCGACAUGUUCCGUACAAAGAUGCAAUUGCUAUUUCUAGGGCUGUUCAUCAAGCACAGCAGACGACUGGGACGGUCGUUGGUGACCGAGUGAGUAACCAAGCAUCGGAUUUCUUCGCUAAUGCAGCAUCGAAUGUUUCGAGUCAUCGGCCUUUGUUAGUCGGCGUUUUCCAAAACCAACCUCUAGAAGAGGUUUUGGAGCUGCAGAAGGCAUAUGAUUUAGAUAUAGUGCAGCUGCACGGUGAGGAACCAUUGGAAUGGGCAAAUUUAAUACCAGUUCCUGUCAUCCGAAGCUUCAAACCUGGUCAGGCUGGUCUCGGAAGAAGAGGUUACCAUACCAUUCCUCUGCUAGACUCGGCAUCAGGGGGCUCUGGACAAAAAUUGGACGUGACAGAGGUACAGGCUACGUUGACAAAAGAUCAAGGUCUCAGAGUCAUUCUUGCUGGCGGAUUGAAUCACGAAAACGUGGCAGAAGCUGUGCGAUCAGUGGGUGAUGUAGGUGAUCGGAUCAUCGGUGUCGACGUUAGUAGCGGCGUAGAGGAAAAUGGCGCUCAGAGUAUUGAGAGGAUCAAAGCUUUCAUUAAGGAAGCAAAGAGCGUUAGAUAG